Molecule: messenger RNA, 3200 nt
Organism: Corylus avellana
Lineage: Eukaryota; Viridiplantae; Streptophyta; Magnoliopsida; Fagales; Betulaceae
Biological process (GO): protein phosphorylation
Molecular function (GO): ATP binding; receptor serine/threonine kinase binding; protein kinase activity
Source: RefSeq, a predicted model, not a curated record
AUGACGAAAACAAGCCUACAAUUCUCUUUCUACACCAUCCUCUUCCUUCUCCUCUUCAGCCAAGCAAACUCUCAACUGAUCAAUGAACAAGAGCAAGCAAUUCUACUGAACCUAAAGAAACACUGGAAAAACCCCCAGCCCCUUAGCCAGUGGACCUCAUCAAACUCUUCCCACUGUACCUGGCCAAACAUCACCUGCAAUACCGAUGGCUCGGUCACUGGAAUAUCCCUCCAAAACAUGAAUAUCACCGGAACAGUCCCACCCUUCAUCUGUGACCUCAAAAACCUCACAACCCUUGACCUUUCAUUCAACUACAUGACCUCUAAUGGGUUCCCGACAGCUCUCUACAACUGCUCCAAACUCCAAUACCUCGACCUCUCGCAGAACUACUUCGCCGGCACCGUCCCCAACGACAUUCACCAGAUGGCUAGGCUUCGACAGCUCAACAUUGGAGCCAACAGCUUUUCCGGAAACAUCCCACCAUCUAUCGGGCGGUUAACAGAGUUGAGGAUACUUCAGCUCUUCCUUAUUCAGUUUAACGGUUCUUUCCCGCCAGAAAUUGGCAACUUGUCCAAUCUUGAAGUCCUAGAAUUGGGCGCCAUGACAAAUAUCACGACAACAUUGCCUUCGGAGUUCACAAAGUUGAGGAAACUCAAGUAUCUUUGGGUGGCAAGCUCGAAUUUGGUAGGAAAAAUCCCAGACUCGAUUGGAGAAAUGGCGGCACUGGAGCAUUUGGAUUUGUCAAUGAACAAUCUGAGCGGGAAUAUCCCGAGCGGUUUGUUUAUGCUGAAGAAUUUGAGUAUAGUGUACCUUUACAAAAACAAAUUGUCCGGGGAGAUUCCUCGGGUGGUGGAGGCUUUAAAUAUAGAUGUUCUUGAUCUCUCCGAGAAUAGCUUGACAGGGUCAAUACCCGAUGAUUUCGGAAGACUCACCAAAUUAUCGGGUCUGAGUUUGUAUUCCAAUCAAUUAUCUGGAAAAAUUCCAGAUAGCAUAGGUCGUCUUCCGGGGCUGAUAAAUUUUAAACUGUUUAAUAACAAAUUUUCUGGUACUUUGUCUCAGGACUUUGGGCGGUAUUCUAUGCUUGAACUUUUUCAGGUGGCGUCCAAUUAUGGGCUUAUUGGCGAGUUGCCAAAACACUUGGGUGAUAAUGGAAGGCUGCUACGAGUGGCAGCUUUCGACAACAACCUCAAUGGUGAACUGCCGAAGUCGCUUGGAAAUUGCAAUAAUUUGACAUUUCUUGAUGUUCAUAAUAAUAGGUUUUUUGGGAAUGUUCCUAGUGGCCUUUGGACAUUAUUGCAUCUGGGCAUCUUGAUCUUGAGUCACAAUUCCUUUACAGGAGAGCUUCCUGAGCGAUUGCCACGUAAUCUUUCUCGAUUAGAGAUGAGUCACAACAGGUUUUCUGGUGAAAUUUCAGCAGGAGUGUCUUCUGCGAAGAAUUUGGUGUUUCUCGACGCCAGUAAUAACCUCUUAAAUGGUGUAAUUCCUCAAGAAUUAACAGCUCUUCCUCAUUUAACAACUCUUUUGCUCGAUCGGAAUCGACUCUCAGGCUCCCUUCCUUCAAAUAUUCUGUCAUGGAAAUCGCUAAAUGUGCUAAAUCUUAGCCGAAAUGCAAUUUCCGGACAAAUUCCAGAGAAAUUUGGUUCUUUACCCGUUCUUACUGUUUUGGACGUCUCAGAAAACCAACUGUUUGGUGAAAUUCCACCAGAACUUGGCCUCCUAACGCUCAAUUCACUCAAUCUCUCUUCCAAUCAUUUGACUGGGAGAAUUCCAAGUGCAUUCGAAAAUGGUGCAUAUGCCAACAGCUUCUUGAACAAUACUCGUCUCUGUGCUAAUAGCCCAUCACUAAACAUUGCCAAAUGCGACUCCAAACCCCAAAAUUCAAGCAAAACUUUGUCCAAAUUAGUUCCUUGGAUUUUAGGUUUUGUGAUACCAGCAGCUUUACUGGGUUUGGUAGCUUCAUUCCUUGUGAUCAGAAUUUAUAGAAAGAGAAAGCAUGGAUUGGAUUUGACGUGGGAGCUCACAUCAUUCCAGAUGCUAAAUUUCAGAGAAUCUGACAUUUUGCCUGGACUGACAGAUAAUAAUGUGAUUGGUAGCGGUGGUUCGGGCAAGGUAUAUCGUGUUGCUAUUAAUUCUUCACUUAAAAUUGUUGCUGUGAAGAAGAUUUGGAAUAACAAAAGGCAAGAAGAAAAGCUUGAAAAAGAAUUUCUCGCAGAAGUCAAAACACUGGGUUCAAUUCGACAUUUCAACAUAGUGAACUUGCUCUGUUGUAUCUCUAGUACUCACAAUUCAAAACUUCUUGUCUACGAGUAUUUGGAAAAUCGUAGCUUAGAUCUAUGGCUGCAUGGAAAGAGUACUACUAGAGCAUCAACUGGCUCAGGUUCAGUCCAGCAUGUCGUCCUAGACUGGCCUAAGAGGUUGCAGAUAGCAGUUGGGGCUGCCCGGGGCCUCUCCUAUAUGCACCAUGACUGCUCACCACCCAUUGUUCAUCGAGAUGUGAAGUCAAGCAACAUCCUUUUAGAUUAUGAGUUUAAUGCAAAAAUUGCUGAUUUUGGUCUAGCCAAGAUGUUGAUGAAGGAGGGAGAAUCUGCUACAAUGUCAGCUUUUGCUGGCUCUUUCGGCUACAUAGCUCCAGAGUAUGCUCACACAACACGAGUGAGUGAGAAGAGUGACGUUUAUAGCUUUGGAGUUAUCCUUCUGGAGCUUGCAACUGGAAGAAAAGCUUGUGAUGGUGAUGAAAACACAUCACUUGCUGAAUGGGCAUGGAGACGCUUUCAAGAAGGCGGCCCAUUGGUUGAUGCCUUGGAUGAGGAGGUGAAGGAACUUCGUUACUUGGAUGAAAUGUGCUGUGUUUUCCAACUUGGAAUCAUCUGUACAGGUAUACUACCUUCUACCAGGCCGUCCAUGAAAGAGGUUUUGAAGAUUUUGCUCCGAUGGAACCAACCGCCGGUUUUUGGUGAGCAGAAUACUGCAGGUGAGUAAAAUGUGGAUUCAAACCACGAGAGGAUAUUAGUAAAUAAUGAUGCCAAUUAAAUUUAGUAUCCCCUAGUUGAUGCUUUUUCAAAUGCCACGAGGAAUUAAAAUGUACGUUCAACAUUCUUAUGGGAUGGAUAUCAUGCAUGUUGGAUGCAGUAGGGUUUUUUUUCUUUUCUUUUCUUUUUUUUUAAAAAAAAAAGAAAAAGAAAAGAGAGUGGUAAGGUGUU